AUGGACCAGACCGACGCCGACCUCCCACCCCCCAUGUCCCGCGUCAAGCAUAACCGCAUCGACAUCUGGCGCAACGAGGUCGCGGCCCUCACCCUCGACACGGCCGUCGACACGACCGACGACCCAGCGGGCCACUCCCCGCCUCCCUCCUCCGCCAUCUCCUCCGCCUCCUCCUCCAGCAGCUUCCUCUCCCUCUCCUCCCCCGCCGCCUCGAGGGGCCGCCGCUUCUGGCGCCGCCUAAGCCACCGCCUCACGGGGAGGCCCCUCGACCCCUCGCCCCCCGACGUCGCCAGGACGGACAUGUACCGCACGGAGCAGUCGCUGUCCUCCCCUCGCCAUAACCCCCCGAAAGACCUGGGCAGGAGGGGACGGGCAGAGGCAGACGCCUUAGGCGAGGAGAGCAGCCGUGACGGGCUCCAGGGCGCGCUGGGCGCCAAGCAGGACCGGCUCGAGCGGGCGGCGAGGCUACUCGAGGAGGGUCCCGUCCGGGAAUGA
Molecule: messenger RNA, 495 nt
Organism: Clonostachys byssicola
Lineage: Eukaryota; Fungi; Ascomycota; Sordariomycetes; Hypocreales; Bionectriaceae
Source: the annotation of a GenBank genome assembly